Magnolia sinica is the source of this 1559-nucleotide messenger RNA. RefSeq names its product protein GAMETE CELL DEFECTIVE 1, mitochondrial. The transcript has 4 exons. The record is from RefSeq and is a predicted model, not a curated record. NCBI's taxonomy places the organism in Eukaryota, Viridiplantae, Streptophyta, Magnoliopsida, Magnoliales, Magnoliaceae. The coding region runs from base 16 to 1221 and encodes 401 amino acids.
AUUUUCCGGACAUCGAUGAGCGUUCCUCUUUUCACGUGCGUUGCACGUGCCAUAACCCCUAUUGUCACUUUUAAACCCUCUCCUCCAUUGCAACGAGACCAAGUGACGAAGAUGGAAAACCUCCAUCGCCUCCUCUCUCGACUAUCCUCUCCUCUCUCUAUCUCUCUCAAGAAAUCCGCACCGCUCGAUCUAAGAUUCCCAUCCAACGGCCUUAAAUCCGCCACCAUUUCCAUCUACCGAGCCCUCUCCUCCAAAUCCAACGGUGGAAACGACAACAACGGGGCCUGGACAGAGGGAUGGGACACCGUCCGAUCAUCGAAGCCUGAAGGAGAUCCCGCCUCAGAUCCCGGCUGGGAUUCCAUCUCGUCUUGGUCCACCGGUCUGACGAAGGACCAUUUCGACGGAGAGGCUGUGGGCCGUCAAAUCUCGCCGGAGACGGCUGAGGUCGCGGCAUCCCUGUCGAAGCUGGAGAUCGACGAGGUGGAGGAGAUGGAGAAAGAGAACCGGAAGAGCCAGGCGUUUGUCGAUGGGUUGGAGGAUCGGAUGAGGGAUCUUAGCGUUCUGAUGAAGCAGGUGAGGGAGCCCGGGGCCCGCGGGUCGUAUCUGAAGGAUUCGGAGAAGGCGGAGAUGUACCGGAAGCACAAGGAGGACCCGGAGACGUACACAGUCGAACAUCUUGCAAAAGAGUACCGGAUCAUGCGGCAGAGGGUGCACGCCAUCCUUUGGCUGAAGGAGCUGGAGGAGGAGGAGGAGAAGAAGCUCGGGCGGCCACUGGAUGAUUCCGUCGAGCUCUUGCUCGACACCUGUCCUGAAUUUUUCAACUCUCAUGAUAGGGAAUUCCAUGUGGCUUCCCUUCCCUACAAGCCUGACUUCAAGGUUAUGCCCGAGGGCUGGGAUGGCACCACAAGAGAUCCUGAUGAAGUUCAUUAUGAGAUAUCAAUGAAGGAAGAUGAGAUGCUUUAUCAAGAAUUUGUGCAAAGGAUGAACUUUAACAAGAAAAAAAUGGCUGGAGAGGUGAAGUGCCACAAAUAUAGCAGGAGGCGUCCAUCAAAAGGAUGGAACUUUACCGUCGAGAAGCUGGGCCCACGUGGGAAACGAGGGGGCGGUGGUGGCUGGAAGUUUGUGAGUGUGCCAGACGGGUCUAGCCGAGCUCUGAAUGAAACAGAGAAAAUGUAUGUGAGGAGAGAGACUCCUCGACGCCGACGCAAGAUCCUCCCCUGAUAACUUUUGCUGCUCUUGAUUGAUGUUGAUGAGUCUUUUCAGGGCUGGUUAAAGCAUGCUGAGUAUUAACUCUACAGAGUAGGAUUUUUUGAGCUAGAAAAAAGCUGUAAACUAGAAAUUUUGCUUGUUUGCAAUUCAUGGUGAGAGGAACUUGGAUUUGCUCUACCAAUGGGUUUAACUCGAUGAGUCCUUGUUGUAUUUGCCUUCAAUGCUGAGGAAAUCUACACUCCUUGGUUGAGCCAGAAGAGUAUAGGUGGGCCCCUCUAUCAUGGUCUGGCUGGUAAACCUUUACAGUACCAAAUGAAUGGCGUUCUAGAUCACUGGAACAUUGUCUUGUC